AUGGCAUGGGUUGCGGAUGCCACGGCAGUACAGUUCCCACUGUCUACGGUGGUGAAGCAGCAGGUAGCGCUCCCUGCGUCAAACAUGUUCACGGGAUUUCCCGAAAACCGUGUGCUGCGUGUGUUCCAGAUUGGAGCGCUGCAGACCCAAGAGGAGGUGAUGGACAUUCUUCGAAGUGGGCUGUUUGAUAUAUUUAAUAUGAAUUGCCUGCUUUCGUAUAGGUAUGCGUACCAAGAUGAACUUAUGUUUGCCCUGGACGCCGUCCUUUACUGGGCGUCCACGUGGAGGCGUGCGCAGUCAAUAGGCGAUCGCAUGCAGAACUUGGUCCUGCGUGAUGAAGCCAAGGCGCGGGAAGCCGGCAAGACCUCCGUGGUGCAGCUGGUUCCUGCGCUCAUGCCGACUCGUGGGAAGCUCCUCGUCCAUGCCAUAUUGAGUGUUUUGGUGCCAUACCUGGUUCGAAAACUCCAGAGGAAGUCAUUGGAGGAGGACUGGGAGCGGGAAGAGGCGGGCUCAAUCAAGAUAAAGCUUGCCAAGGCUCUGCGUCUUGUGUCCGUGGCGUGGGCGGCGCUUUCACUGCUCAACACGCUACAUUUCCUCGCCACUGCGCAGUACCGUACCCUUGUAGAACGCAUGCUUUCCCUACGCUUGGUGUACGGCAGCCAGGUGACGCAACGGUUCACUAACCUGAUGUACUUGAAUCAACAUGUCUCAUGGCAGACCUGGUCUUCCUUCUUCUCUGUGCUGAACAUCGGCCGCUAUCUUGGUAAGCUCUCGCGCUCCAUGCAGGCCUUCACAACGGCAUCUGGGGGCUCGGCGCUGAAGGACAAUGUUUGCUGUGCCUGCAACGACCGGCCGAACAUCGCACAGCGCUCGAACUGUGGACACCUGUACUGCUACUACUGUAUCAAGAGUCGGCUGCUGGACCCUCGAAUGGCGGGGUCGUUUCUUUGUCCGCGUUGUGGGACAACCGUUCACACAGCCUUGCCUUUGCAGUGGCAGCAGGGCAACGAUGAGGAGUGA
Messenger RNA from Trypanosoma grayi, 1020 nucleotides. RefSeq names its product putative DNA repair protein. Gene Ontology annotation, cellular component: peroxisomal membrane. Gene Ontology annotation, biological process: protein import into peroxisome matrix. The transcript has a single exon. Lineage: Eukaryota; Euglenozoa; Kinetoplastea; Trypanosomatida; Trypanosomatidae. The record is from RefSeq and is a predicted model, not a curated record. Bases 1 to 1020 code for a protein of 339 amino acids. Gene Ontology annotation, molecular function: zinc ion binding.